AACCUUCUGACAUCUGACCGAAAACUCUGUUUGGCAUGCCUGGCAAACAUCUUGAGUAUUUACAUCAAACCUCACUCACCAUUAGAUUAACCUACAAAAAGGUUCCAUAUUCGGCACCCUGCUGGCUAUAGGACAAGCGAAUGGGCAUCCUGUUCACAAAGUAUCAUGUGCCAAUGGGCCUAACUCUCCUACGGCGAGGAGUUUGCCCACAUUUUUUGCCAUCCUGCGGUAAAACACGGGGGACAUAUUGCUCCACACAGAGCCGCCCCCAAGAACCAGUGCCACGACAGCCGCGACCACUUAAGCAACCCCCAGCGUUACAUCCAACACCGCGACCACAACCACCAACGGCUUGCCGGGACUUUAGUCAUUCGACUGGAGCCUUAAAGUCUGCUAAACGCAAGCAUCCGUCGAAGAUCCCAAAACCCCACAAGCCAAAGCCUAGAUCCGCCCCUUCUAAGGCUACCAAGACCAAGAUCAGGAUGGAUAACUUUGUGGAAUACAAAACCUUGAGAGCCUUUCCUUACAAAUUUCUAUCCAGAGCCGAUCAACAUGUUGUCAGCCGUUUCUUUGAUUCCAAGCCCUUUCAUGCCUACGGCUGGAGAAUGUUAGUCACACCGCCGUUCAUCUUUCUCCAUUCGGAUAGAGCACCGCCAUCUAACGUCGGACUCCUAGAUACAGCUACGAAACUCCUGUCAGCGGAACCCUUUUGAUCCCUUGGGUUCAGGUAGAUCAGUUCUUCAGGGAGGUCGCCGCUGAAACCAACAUCCGCCUCUUGCAGAAUUUCCCACUCGAGAAGAUUUCCUAUACCUUGGACUCCAUGGAUGAUGUUCCUAUCCUCAUGGGUGAGUUCGGGAGCAAGGCGGAAUUGGACGAAGCUCUACAAACAUCCGGUGCUUCGGUGAGAAAGGCAUCCGCUAAGAAGAAUAGCAAGUCUAAACGAAAUGCGGCGAAAAGGCUUCAGGCAAUGGAAACUUGGAAAUCCCAAGUGGAAUCCGCAAGGAACCAUCUCGGAUACACCCAACAAGCUUCUGGACAUGAGGUCGAAAAAACCUUCCCGGUCUUUGUGAGCAUUGACGUUGAGGCAUUCGAACACAAUCACAACGUAAUAACUGAGGUUGGCAUCGCCAUUCUUGAUACCACGAAAAUCCCUCCCCCCCAGGAGAAUGCCGCGGGCCGCGAAACAAUCUUGAAAGCUAUUCAAGAUAGCUUUGGUCUAUCCAAUGCUCCCCUCCGUAGGAGUGACGCUAUAAUCAGCAUCAUCAAGACCCACCAUUUCCGUGUUAGUGAGCAUAGAAACAUGCGUAAUGGUCAGUUUGUCACGGACGCUGCGGAUCUUUUCAUGUUUGGGGAUUCUGAGUUUGUGUCGUUGGAGAAACUCCCCAAAAGAAUCGGCGAGUGCUUUCGCCACUACGACAACUACGGUGAAAAGAGAAGGGUUGUGCUCGUUGGGCACGAUGUCAAGACCGACGUUGACUUUUUGAUGGCGGUUGGUUACGAUGUUAGCAAUAUCUCCGGUUUGGAGGUUAUCGACACCACUUGCAUGUGGAAGGCAGUAAUGAGCGACCACCAGAGCAAAGGCUUGGGGCCAAUGUUGUAUGACCUUGGUGUUGAUUUUAGGCAUCUGCACAAUGCUGGUGAGCCUUUCCCCCCCUUUCCCCACAUCUCUGCCUCAAUUGUCCCCGGUAGGAAAUUAAUAAUUCCCAAAUGAUCAGGGAACGACGCGGCAUAUACCCUUCAAGCGCUUGUCAAAUUGGCAGAAAUCGGGCUCCUAAAGGGCGGGGAAGACGGCGCCAGCGCAAAACCUUCGCCAAACCUCUAUCGCCCAAUCUGGCAGAAAGCCGAGAAUGUUCAGAUUGGAUUCGCUGACGAGGCCGACAACAGACAAGCAAACACCCUGCCGCCCACGAAGCCAGUUCCUCGGGAGAUCGAGGAAGCAGGCGAUAACAGCGAGGGAAGCAGUUUGAGCAUGAGCGGUGAUGGCUGGGAUUGACUAUAUGGCAGUUUCCUAAGCAUUUGUUUUGUUGCGAUCCUUUCCUUCCCUCUCUUCUCUCUUGUCGAGCUCUCUCAUUAUCCAUAGAACUUGAGCUAAAAUGGCACACUGAUUCUGUUUGACGUCCCUCUUGUUCUGCGUGUAUUUUUUUUUCUAUUUUUUUUUCCCCUUCCCUCUGCGCUUCCCUUUCUCCCCGAGUUGUGUCUGCGAGAAAGGGAGAGAAAGAAAGAAAGAAAGGGGGAAAAAGAAAAGCCAACCCGAAGGCCCAGCUAACCAGCUGGGAGCCAACGGUCAAACCGGCACUCUUUAUGCUCCACCCUUCAAACGCACCCACAGCAACAACCCAUUAACCACUCUUCGAGUGACAUACCAUGAUCAGCAAGUGAGCCGCCCGAUCCAGAGAGGACGUGUAGAACAUUGAUAGGGUAAUGUGAUGGAGCCGAG
Messenger RNA from Tuber aestivum (summer truffle), 2437 nucleotides. The record is from the annotation of a GenBank genome assembly. NCBI's taxonomy places the organism in Eukaryota, Fungi, Ascomycota, Pezizomycetes, Pezizales, Tuberaceae.